CCUGGACAAAGAUACAAAAUAUCCAACUGUACAGAACUCAUCUGUAAGGGAGACAACAAGGUAGAAGUAAUUCCGACACACUGCCCACCUGUAAAGGAAAUUACCUGUGCCAACAAAUAUCCAGCAGUACUGGUACCUGAUGAAAAUGGUUGCUGCUACAAAUAUGAGUGCCAAUGUGUUUGCAGUGGAUGGGGUGAUCCUCAUUAUAUUACUUUUGAUGGAACCUACUAUACUUUCCUUGAAAACUGCACUUAUGUCCUGGUGAAACAGAUUGUACCUAAAUAUGACAACUUCCGUGUUUACAUUGACAAUUACUACUGUGAUGCAAAAGAUGGACUUUCCUGCCCUAAAUCCAUUUUAAUUUUCUACAAAUCUGCAGAAGUGAUACUGACUCGUAAACUCAUGAAUGGUGUGAUGACCAAUGUGAUGUACUUCAACCAAAAGAUUGUCAAGCCAGGCUUCAAAAAAGAUGGCAUUUCUUUCUCCACACUUGGCAUCAACAUGAUUGUUGAAAUACCAGAGAUUGGUGCAACCAUCACCUUUAGCGGAUUGAUUUUCUCUGUGAAACUCCCAUACAGCAAAUUUGGCAACAACACCGAAGGACAGUGUGGAACAUGUACAAAUAAUAAGUUAGACGAAUGCCGCUUACCAAAUGGUAAGAUCAUUUCUUCCUGUCCCCAAAUGGCUCAUCACUGGAUUGUUGAUAAUGACAAGUCAUGCCAUGGAGUACCAGUACCACCUGUUGUAACCACACCUCCACCGAAGCCUCACUGUGAAACACCCCAACUCUGCAAACUUAUCUGGAGCGAGAUUUUUGCGGAAUGCCAUGCUGUGAUACCACCAGAACCUUUUUUCAAAGGCUGCGUUUUUGAUGGAUGUCGCAUAGAUGAUGAAUCCAUGCAGUGUUCCAGUUUGGAGAUAUAUGCUACAGAGUGUGCUGCUAGAGGUGUCUGCGUUGACUGGAGAGGAAAGACCAACAACACAUGCCCAUACAACUGUCCAGCAAGCACGGUAUACAAGCCCUGUGGGUCCAUUAACCCUCCCACCUGUGACCCAAGCUUUGUUGAGUUUCCUGGCUAUGGAGUAACUGAAGGAUGCUUCUGUCCUGAAGGGAAGACACUUCUGAGUGAAAACAGCAAUAUCUGUGUCUCUGAAUGCUUUUGUAGGGAACCAAAUGGAGUAUCCCGACGGCCAGGAGAAAAAUGGACGGAAGAUUGCCAAGAAUGUGUCUGUGACAAAAACACACUUAAAGUGCACUGUACAAAACACAAAUGUUCUCUGACACAGGAAGUAUUUUGUGAUGAGCCAGGUUACAUGCCUGUUCAGAUACAGAUACCAGAAGAUCCGUGCUGUGCCAGGACUGAGUGCUACUGCAACACCAGCCUCUGCCCUCAGGUCACCCAGCAGUGCCUAGAGGGACAGGAUGUAAUCACAAUAAUGCAGCCUGGAAAAUGCUGUCCUAGCUUCGAAUGCAGACAUGGUUGUGUAGUCAAUGAGACCUACUAUGCACCUGGGGCUGUCAUUCCAUCAGGGCCCUGUGAAGAAUGCACCUGCUCGGAAACCUCUUACUCGAGCCUUCACCACGCUACCGUCAAGUGCAAUCCAGUUAUCUGUGACACAUACUGCCCACCAGUUGGAGAAAUCUGGAAUCCACCGGGUGAUAACUGUAAAACUUACAGAUGUGAAAAGCACGAUGACCAGUUCAUUCAAGUCAUCUCACAGAAAAGCUGUCCUGCCCUUAACCCUGAUGACUGUGAUCCAGAUGACAUCAAGCUAUCUGAUGAUGGCUGCUGUAACGUGUGCCAACCAAAUCUGAAGAGCUGUAAGAAGCACAAUACUACUACUGUCAUUAAACAUCAUGGAUGUGUAUCUCCCACACCUGUUGAGAUGACAUACUGUGAAGGCAGCUGUGAUGCUUACUCACGUGAGCUUCCAGUAAGCAAGAACAUCUUUGAGUCUGUCCCAGUGCUGGGAAUGAACAAAUGGGAACCCUCAAUUCAAGAGAAGAACAGGGUACCCCAGGUUUGGGACAUGAAAGAGCAAGUGGAAGGACUCGCAAGGACUCCCAGA
Eurypyga helias (sunbittern) is the source of this 2070-nucleotide messenger RNA. Its product is annotated as mucin-5AC-like. The record is from RefSeq and is a predicted model, not a curated record. The transcript is spliced from 16 exons. The annotation marks the transcript as partial. Gene Ontology annotation, cellular component: extracellular matrix. NCBI's taxonomy places the organism in Eukaryota, Metazoa, Chordata, Aves, Eurypygiformes, Eurypygidae. Gene Ontology annotation, molecular function: protein binding.